Molecule: messenger RNA, 441 nt
Organism: Penicillium alfredii
Lineage: Eukaryota; Fungi; Ascomycota; Eurotiomycetes; Eurotiales; Aspergillaceae
Exons: 2
Coding region: 1-441 (146 amino acids)
Source: RefSeq, a predicted model, not a curated record
AUGUACUAUAUCCUGUACCUGGCAAGCCUCUGUCGCCGGCGCCGCUGGCCAGAACCCUCCUACGAAUCCAGUCCCAGCACAGCAGGCUAUACCUGCGUCGUGCGCGUCAACAACCGCGAGUACCAGACCGACGCCAUCUGUCCCUCCGAGACUCUGGCCCGCGAGAGCGCCGCCAUGCGCGCGUACCUGAUCUGCCGCAAUUUCUCCGUCAACGAUGGCAUGUACCCUACGGGCCAUGCGCACGGCGGCCCCGUGCAGGGCAUUCCCGUGGCGAUUGGCACGGGCCGCAAGUCGAGUCGCGACGACGAUACCGAUGCCUCGGUUAGUAGUGGCAGUCGUGGUAGCUGGAGUGGGGGGAGUAGUCCUGAGAGUCGGGACCGCGUUGGUGUUGUGGAGAGGCCUGGUGUCGGUGACGAUUACUGUUUUUCCGGGGGUGCUUGA